Molecule: messenger RNA, 3942 nt
Organism: Eufriesea mexicana
Lineage: Eukaryota; Metazoa; Arthropoda; Insecta; Hymenoptera; Apidae
Gene: Synj
Product: synaptojanin
Exons: 7
Coding region: 194-3652 (1152 amino acids)
Biological process (GO): phosphatidylinositol dephosphorylation; synaptic vesicle endocytosis
Molecular function (GO): phosphatidylinositol-4,5-bisphosphate 5-phosphatase activity; nucleic acid binding
Source: RefSeq, a predicted model, not a curated record
AGAGCGCUACUCUCUUCCGUUAACCAGUAGAGAAAAGUGUGUUACUGUUAGUGGUGACGAACGAAGUUCAGUCGGUAGGGAGAAAACAUUGUAAGAAUAGGGUGAUCACACUCUUCCGUAUGACAGACGGGGCUGUUAUAUUCUACCAAAGCUUACUUUUAUCCCCGGAACUUUCAAAGACAUUAAUACAACAAUGGCGAUGGGUAAAGGGUUUCGCGUCUACGAAAAAUUAAAGCCACCUAGUCCUCAUUCUCUUAUAUUGGAACAACGAAAUCGGAAGGAAACUGUUCUUUUCGAAUCUCAAGCAGUCGCUGUUCUCUCUGCUGAAGAAACAGAUACUUUGAAAUGGAAAUACACAAAAUUAUUAGAUGCAUAUGGAUGCUUAGGUGUUUUACAAUUAAAUGCUGGUGAAAAUACUUUAUUGUACCUUGUUCUUGUUACUGGCUGUUUUUCUGUUGGUAAAAUAGGAGAAUCAGAGAUAUUUAGAAUUACACAGACUCACUUUGUACCACUUCAUUACACACAAGGUAAUGAGGAUCGUGCAUCUGAAGUUAAAAAAGUACUUAAUUCUGGUACAUUUUAUUUUUCUUGGUCUGCUGGUAAUCAAGAACCUCUUGAUAUUACUCUUAGUGCACAAAGACGAUGUAAGUCUACAACAACUGACAACAGAUUCUUUUGGAAUCGAAUGUUACACAUACAUUUAUUAAGGUAUGGUGUAGACACAUCCCACUGGUUGCUUAAAGCAAUGUGUGGUAGUGUGGAAAUUCGAACUGUAUAUGUUGGUCAUAGACAAGCUCGUGCUGUCCUUAUGUCAAGAUUAAGUUGUGAGCGUGCAGGCACAAGGUUUAAUGUCAGAGGAACUAAUGAUGAUGGUCAUGUAGCAAAUUUUGUAGAAACAGAACAAGUAAUAUAUUUAGAUAAUGAAAUAACUUCCUAUGUCCAAACCAGAGGAUCAGUUCCUUUGUUCUGGGAGCAACCUGGCAUUCAGGUUGGUUCUCAUAAAGUGAAAAUUUCUCGUGGUUUUAAUGCUUCUGCACCAGCCUUUAAUAGACAUUUGAAUAUGAUCAAACAAAGGUAUGGGGAGCAAGUAAUUGUUAAUCUUCUUGGAUCUAGUCUAAUUGGAAACAAAGAAGGAGAAGCAAUGUUAAGUCAGUUAUUCCAAACUCAUCAUAGCAUGUCAGAACAUACUGAUGUACCUCACAUUUUAUUUGAUUACCAUCAAGAAUGCAGAGGUGGAAAUAUGAAAAACCUUUCUAAAUUGAAAGCAAAAGUAGAAAGAUAUUUAGAAUCAUUUUCAUUGUUUUACGCAGCCGGUAAUACUGUCAUUUUUGAGCAAACUGGAACUAUUAGAACAAAUUGUCUCGACUGUUUAGAUAGAACAAAUUGUGUGCAAACAUUUUUUGCAUUGGAGAUACUUGGCAAACAACUUGGAUUAUUAAAAUUACUCGAGAAGCAACAGAUGGUUUCACGAUUUGAGGAAGUAUUUAGACAAAUGUGGAUCAACAAUGGUAAUGAAGUAAGUAAAAUAUAUGCUGGUACUGGGGCAAUACAAGGAAGUUCGAAGUUAAUGGAUGGCGCAAGAUCAGCAGCUAGAACAAUACAAAAUAAUUUAUUAGACUCCAGUAAACAAGAAGCUAUUGACAUCUUGUUAUUGGGAUCAACUUUAAAUACAGAAUUAGCGGACAGAGCUCGAUUACUUUUACCGUCAAAUAUGUUACACGCACCACCAAGCGUUCUUAGAGAAAUGUGCAAAAGAUAUAAUGAGUAUGUAACUACAAUGAAUCUCAGAGUAAGUGUGGGUACUUACAACGUUAAUGGAGGAAAGCAUUUCCGAAGUGUCGCGUAUAAAGAUGUAUCCCUUUUGGAUUGGUUAUUAGAUGCUCCGCGAAAGCCAUUGUCCUUAGUAUCAGUUGAAUAUGACAAUGUUCCUGUAGAUAUAUUUGCAAUAGGAUUUGAAGAAAUUGUUGACUUGAAUGCUAGCAAUAUAAUGGCUGCUAGUACUGAUAAUGCAAAAGCUUGGGCAAAGGAAUUACAGAAAAUACUUUCCAGAGAUACUGAAUAUGUUCUGGUCACAUAUCAGCAAUUAGUCGGUGUUUGCCUCUAUUUAUUCAUUCGGCCUGAGCAUGCACCUUAUUUAAGAGAUGUAGCUGUAGAUUGUGUUAAAACUGGAUUGGGAGGUGCAACAGGAAAUAAAGGAGCUGCAGCUAUUAGAUGCGUAUUAUAUUCUACGUCUUUUUGUUUUGUUUGCGCACAUUUCGCUGCUGGACAAACUCAAGUUAAUGAGCGUAAUGCAGAUUAUGCGGAAAUUACGCGGAAAAUUGCCUUUCCUAUGGGAAGAACAUUGAAUACUCAUGAUUAUGUAUUUUGGUGUGGUGAUUUUAAUUACAGAGUUGAUAUGGAUAAAGAUGAGAUGAAAGACAUGAUCAGAAGGAAUGAAUUUGAUCAAAUAUUACAGUAUGAUCAAUUGAAGGUCCAACAGGACCAUGGAAAUGUUUUUAAAAACUUUUUGGAAGGUCCUAUUACUUUUGCUCCAACAUAUAAGUAUGAUCUCUUUUCUGAUGAUUAUGAUACUAGUGAAAAAUGUCGACAACCUGCAUGGACAGAUAGAGUAUUGUGGAAACGCCGAAAACAAGUACCUGAUAUUGAUUCUCCUACAGAUUGGAAUCAAGGAAAAUUGAUCCAUUAUGGUAGAGCAGAAUUAAAACAAAGUGAUCAUCGACCGGUUAUUGCUAUUAUCGAUGUAGAUAUUCAUUGCGUCGAAUAUGAAAAACGUGAACAAGUAUUCAAAGAAGUGAUUCAAGAUUUAGGUCCACCUGAUGGCACUAUAGUAGUAAAUGCAGUUGAAGAGUUGGAUGAUAUGGACAGUGUUUUUGAUAAAAGUUUCAUGACUGCACUAGUGCAAGAUUUUUCUCUUAUUGGCGAAGUAAUCCUUGUCAGAUUCGUCGGUGAAACAAUGUGGGUAACAUUUAGAGAUGGACAAUGUGCUUUGUCAGCAGCAAGGAAAGGUAUGACUCAAGUUUGUGGUCAAACUUUAAAAUUAUCUUUGAAGUCACCAAACUGGGUGCAAUUAUUUGAGAAGGAAAUAGAACUUUGCAGUAACACCACAGUUGCGCAAUUUGUUUCAAAUUCUCCAAUAAGGAGUCCGAUUCAAAGAUUAGAACAGUUAGAUAUAGGAGAACGACCAUGUCCUAGUAGAGGUAGUCCAAAUGGAGUAAUUCCUCCACCUAGACCAGCUCCACCCGGUCGACCAACUCAACCACCUAAAAGUCCAGUACAAGAUCGAAAACAGGGACCACGUGCUGGUGUAUUUAGUGUACUGCCAAAACAUUUCCCAACGCCAUUAUCCAGAGAAAGAGUAGAAUCUGAGCAAAGUGAAAGGUUAUCUCCGGAAUCUGCAAUUUAUGAAGAAAUAUUGGAUGGAUCGCCUAAUUACCUUAUACCAAACCGUCCACCACCGCCAUUACCUCGUACGGAUCCUUCGCAAGAAUCAUCUAGUAGGCCACCUAAUUCUAAACCUCCCCCAUUACCCCAAAGGCAAGCUCCUCCUCCUCCUCAACAUCCACCACCUAGUUUACCCGCGUCGAACGUCCCACCACCAAUUCCAGCAAGGACAUCAGGUGGACCACCUAUUCCAGCUAGAAAUCCACAUUAAGUAGUGGUUUAUAUAAUUCUAGAGUUGUUUUGCUAUGUGUUAUUAUGUAGCUAAUUAUUUAUAAAUAUCGAUAGAAAUUAAACACAGAAUAGAUCGCUUUCACAAUGUUCUACAGUUGUGUAGCAUAUUACAAACCUCAAGUCUAUUCUAUAAUUAGUCAGACUCAGUUAUCAAGCACUGUAAGGAUUUAUGCUUCCCGUUGUGCACUUUCCUACAAUAAUUUACAUGUAAACAAAUUUGUUAAAUACCUCAGAGAUUUAACUAAACACGCGCGCGUGCGCGCACACACA